AGCGAGCGAGCGAUCGAGCUGUGGGGUGAGGUGGAUCAGCGACCGAUCCAUCCUUGAAAAGAAGAGAAAGGAGCCAUCCCUUGUUUACUGAUCGCGACCCGGCCUCUCUGCUCAGUCUCUCUCCUCCCUCCAUCAGCAUCACCAUCAGACUCCCUCGCUCUCAAGUCUCUAGUCUCUACUCCAUCGAUCGCCGCCAUCAUCUCCACCCCCUGGCUGCACGAAGGGAAAUGCCUCGUCCGGCCCUUCUACUCGCCACCAUCGCCUAGCUUAGCCACCGCCCGGCCCGCAGCUAGCUUCACCUUCACGGCUCUGCAGCUGCUUUCCCAUCCCAUUCUAUGGCUCGGGCUCUUCUCUCCCGCCUCCUCCUCCUCCUGCUGCUGCUCCGCACCGCCAUCGCGACCACGGUCACCGCCCCUCAAGCUGACGACGACGACGACGCGCACAGCAGCUCGCUAGCCAGCCAGGCCGCCACCCUGCUCUCCAUCAAGGCCGCCUUCGCCCCGCCACUCCCGCCGACGCUGCGCGCAUGGACGCUGGCCAACACCGCCUCGCUCUGCUCCUCCUGGCCGGGCGUCGCCUGCGGCGGGCCCGGCGGCCGCACCGUCGUCUCUCUCGACGUCUCCGGCUUCAACCUCUCCGGCGCGCUCUCCCCGGCCGUCGGCGGCCUCGCGGGCCUCCGCUUCCUCUCCGCCGCGGCCAACUCGCUCUCCGGCGCGCUGCCGCCCGCCGUGGCCUCCCUCCGCGGCCUGCGCCACCUCAACCUCUCCAACAACCAGUUCAACGGCACACUUGUGGGCAUAGACUUCUCCGCGAUGCGGGGCCUCGAGGUGUUCAACCUCUACGAUAACGAUCUCGCCGGCCCACUCCCCGCCGGCCUCUCAGCGCUCCCGAGCCUCCGCCACCUCGACCUCGGCGGCAACUUCUUUUCCGGCACCAUUCCGCCGGCCUUCGGCCGCUUCCCGGCAAUCGAGUUCCUCUCCCUCGCCGGCAACAGCCUCACGGGGGCCAUCCCGCCCGACCUCGGCAACCUCACCACGAUCCGCCACCUCUACCUCGGCUACUUCAACCGCUUCGACGGCGGCAUCCCACCGGAGCUCGGGAGUCUCGCCAGCCUCGUCCACCUCGACCUCGCCAGCUGCGGCCUGCAGGGCCCCAUCCCGGCCUCGCUCGGCGGUCUCACCAGGCUCGACACGCUCUACCUGCAGACGAACCAGCUUAACGGCACCCUCCCGCCGUCGCUCGGCAACCUCACCGGCCUCCGGUUCCUCGACGUCUCCAACAACGCGCUCACGGGGGAGAUCCCUCCCGAGCUCGCCGCGCUCAGGGGCCUCAGGCUGCUCAACAUGUUCAUCAACCGCUUCCGCGGCGGCGUCCCGGAGUUCCUCGCCGGCCUCGAGUCCCUGGAGGUCCUCAAGCUGUGGCAGAACAACUUCACGGGGGCCAUCCCGGCGGCGCUCGGCCGCGCCGCGCCGCUCCGGGAGGUGGACCUCUCGACGAACCGGCUGACGGGGGAGGUGCCGCGGUGGCUGUGCGCGCGUGGGCGGCUGGAGAUCCUCAUCCUCCUCGACAACUUCCUCUUCGGACCCGUGCCGGAGAGGCUCGGCGCCUGCCCGACGCUCACGCGGGUGCGGCUGGGCCAGAACUACCUGACCGGCCCGCUCCCGCGGGGCUUCCUCUACCUGCCAGCGCUGACCACCGUGGAGCUGCAGGGCAACUACCUGACCGGGCCGGCGCUGGAGGAGGACGACGCCGGCGUCCCCGCCAGGCUGUCCCUGCUCAACCUGUCCGGCAACCGCCUCAACGGGUCGCUCCCGGCGUCCAUCGGCAACUUCUCCGCGCUGCAGACGCUGCUCCUCGGCGGCAACCAGCUGCGCGGCGAGAUCCCGCGUCAGGUCGGGCGGCUGAGGCGGCUGCUGAAGCUGGACCUGAGCGGCAACAACCUGACCGGCGAGGUGCCCGGCGAGGUCGGGGAUUGCGCGUCGCUGACGUACCUGGACCUGAGCGGCAACCGGCUCUCCGGCGCGAUCCCCGGGCGGCUGGCGCGGAUCAGGAUCCUCAACUACCUGAACGUGUCGUGGAACGCGCUCAGCGGCGGCAUCCCGCGGGAGCUGGGCGCCAUGAAGAGCCUGACCGCCGCCGACUUCUCGCACAACGACCUGUCCGGGCGCGUGCCGGACAACGGCCAGUUCGCCUACUUCAACGCGUCGUCGUUCGAGGGGAACCCGCGGCUGGUGAUGGGCGCGCCGCGGCAGUGGGCGGGCGCUAGCGCCGGCGGCGGGAUGGAGCAGCAGCAGCAGAAGGCCUCGUCGUCCUCGUUGGUGGGGCGGCUGAAGCUGUUCGCGGCGCUGGGGCUGCUGGGCUGCUCCGUGGCGUUCGCGGCGGCGGCCGUUGCGACGACGCGGUCCGCCAUGCUGCGGCGGCGGCGGCACGGGCGGUCGCCGUCGUCGAGCCGGUGGCGGAUGACGGCGUUCCAGAAGGUGUCGUUCGGGUGCGAGGACGUGGUGCGGUGCGUGAAGGAGAACCACGUGGUGGGGCGGGGCGGCGCCGGGGUGGUGUACCGCGGCGCGAUGCCCGGCGGGGAGGUCGUGGCCGUGAAGCGGAUCGUGGCAGCCGGCGGCGGCGGGUUCCAGGCGGAGGUGGAGACGCUGGGGCGGAUCCGGCACCGGCACAUCGUGCGGCUGCUGGCCUUCUGCAGCAGCAGCAGCAGCUCCUCCUCGUCGCCGGGGGAGGCAGAUCAGGCGGCGCGGCUGCUGGUGUACGAGUACAUGGUGAACGGCAGCCUCGGGGAGAUGCUGCACGGGCCCGACGGCGGGUCGCUGUCGUGGGCGGCGCGGCUGCGCGUGGCGACGGAGGCGGCCAGGGGGCUGUGCUACCUCCACCACGACUGCUCGCCGGCGAUCCUCCACCGCGACGUCAAGUCCAACAACAUCCUGCUGGACGCGCGCAUGGAGGCCCACGUCGCCGACUUCGGGCUCGCCAAGUUCCUCCGCGGCAACGGCGCCUCCGAGUGCAUGUCCGCCGUCGCCGGCUCCUACGGCUACAUCGCGCCAGAGUACGCGUACACGCUGAAGGUGGACGAGAAGAGCGACGUGUACAGCUUCGGCGUGGUGCUGCUGGAGCUGCUGACGGGUCUGAGGCCGGUGGGGGAGCACCUCGGCGGGGACGGGGCGGUGGACCUGGUGCAGUGGGCGCGCGCCCGCAGCUCCGCCGGAGGCGGGGUGGUGGCGCUGCUGGACCCGCGGCUGGGCGGCGACGUCCCCGUGGGGGAGGCGGCGCAGGUGCUGUUCGUCUCCAUGCUCUGCGUGCAGGAGCACAGCGUCGAGCGCCCCACCAUGCGCGAGGUCGUCCAGAUGCUCCAGCAGGCCAAGCACCACCCGCCGCCGCUGCCGACGCCGCCGCCCGCAGCAGCUCGUCCAGACGACGCCUGCUGACAGCUGACAGCAUAUGGAUGGAGGCAUCGCCGUCAUAUAUACUAUGCAUGCCGGCUGGCCGGCCCAGAGCCACGCACAACCUGACAUAUGUCUGUACUGCGGCCAUGGCUGCGCCCUGGGGUACAUUUCUGCUCUCUACUGCUCGGAUGGAGGGGAUCGAGGAGCUCGCGUUGGCAUCGCGGCCAUGUCGCGCGGCCGGCGGAAGGGCAGCAGGCCAUUGGAACAUACUGUACUGUGCAAGGCCUAUACUCCAUAUAUAGCGUAUUGUCUUUGUCCGCGCUACCACUGGUCCUAGAUGUAGAUAGCAGGUAGUAGUUGCUGCUCAUGCUGCCGGCACGGUCGCCGGUCGCCUUGUCGGCACUGGCGCGCUGAGCUGAGCGACGGCGACGCAUGCUGAAAUGCAUGCCGCCGAAGGACAGCAGCAGGGGUACGUCGUGUCUCUGUCCUUGUACAGGGAUUCGGAGGCGGUGGAGAUUGUUCCAUCCAUCUCUCCGUCCGUCGUCGGCGUGCAUAUCUCGGGCAUGCAUGCCAUGCACGCCGCAAUGUCCCUGUCAACGAGAAGCAGCGCCGUUGUCUCCCUUUUGUUUUCUUUGAGUAUGGCGCCCCCCUGCUCUUGUCUCGGCCUGUUUGACUGUUUCGGUGUCAAAACCGUUGAAACCCCAUUUGCGGCAGCCGGCAGCACUGAGUUGGAGGCGCUCCUUGA
Messenger RNA from Setaria italica (foxtail millet), 4134 nucleotides. RefSeq names its product leucine-rich repeat receptor-like serine/threonine-protein kinase BAM3. Bases 336 to 3431 code for a protein of 1031 amino acids. The transcript has 2 exons. Gene Ontology annotation, cellular component: plasma membrane. The record is from RefSeq and is a predicted model, not a curated record. NCBI's taxonomy places the organism in Eukaryota, Viridiplantae, Streptophyta, Magnoliopsida, Poales, Poaceae. Gene Ontology annotation, biological process: protein phosphorylation; hormone-mediated signaling pathway. Gene Ontology annotation, molecular function: ATP binding; protein kinase activity; protein binding.